AAUAAGCAAUAGCACCAUACCCUCAUCCGAAUCUCAUCUCACUCAUUACUUCCUUCCUCCUUCCUCUGCAAGUAACUCAGCAUUUACGUUUCCCCCGUAACGUAUCGGAAAGUAAGAGAAAUGGGCAUUUGCGGUUCUUGCGAAGCCACCACAUCGGUGGCGACGGCGAAACUAAUCCUUCAAGACGGACAACUUCAAGAGUUCCCUUACCCAGUUAAAGUAUCGGAAGUGCUACAGAAGAAUCCAUCUUGUUUUAUCUGCAACUCCGACGAGAUGGAUUUCGAUGAUUUCGUAUCGGCAAUCAAUGAAGAGGAGGUGUUGCAGCCGGGUCAGCUCUAUUUCGUGUUACCGUUGAGUAGGUUGAAGUAUCCUCUUCAGGCUGAGGAGAUGGCGGCAUUAGCGGUUAAGGCUAGUUUGGCUCUUAGUAGGAGUAGCGGAGGUAAGAAUAAGUGUGGAUUUAGCCGGAAGGGGGUAGUGCCGGCAGUGUUUUCAGGGAAGCGAGCGGUGAAGCCGUCGAGUACUUGGGGAGGUGAUGAGGAGUUGGUGGUGGUGGAGGAGAGGAGGAGAAGACCCAGGGUAGGGGUUUGUGGUAGUGGCAAGGGACGUAAUUUUACGUCAAAGUUAGGUGCCAUUAAAGAGUAGUAGAGGGAAAGAGAGAAACAGCUCAGCUCGGGGGAAUGGUUGGAACUUGGGUGGGUCAUGGGUGGCUACCUAGCCCAACCCUAGCCUGCCUAGCUGGAUGUGUUCUUUACUCUGUUGUAAAAUGUAAAUAAUCAAAAAAUUUUGGAAAUAGAAAAGUUCAUUGUUUCUACUUGUAAGGGAAAA
Macadamia integrifolia is the source of this 825-nucleotide messenger RNA. RefSeq lists its product as uncharacterized. The record is from RefSeq and is a predicted model, not a curated record. Lineage: Eukaryota; Viridiplantae; Streptophyta; Magnoliopsida; Proteales; Proteaceae. The coding region runs from base 121 to 642 and encodes 173 amino acids. The transcript has a single exon.